UAUUCAGCUGAAGGGGGCGGGGAAAAGGGAGAAGCGCUGCUGCUGGUAUGUAUAUUACUGGUCUCUGUGCUGACAGCUACAACUUGCCAUAAGUCAGUCGCAGUGCUGUGUGCGAUCCCUGAUUCAUCUCAAACGAGCUCACUCUCAGUUUUCCAAGUUUUGCAAGCUUGCCAGGAUUUAAUCAAGGAUGGAGAGCAAAAGGAGGGGUAUCUUGGAGCGACUGAAUGCUGGGGAGGUGGUUGUAGGAGAUGGAGGUUAUGUGAUGCAGCUUGAGCGACGUGGAUAUGUGAAGGCAGGACACUGGACACCUGAGGCAGCCGUUGAACAUCCUGAAGCAGUGCGGCAGCUGCACAGAGAGUUCCUGAGAGCAGGAGCCAAUGUGAUUCAGACGUUCACCUUCUACUGCAGUGAGGACAAGCUGGAGAUGAGCGGCAACGUCACCGACAUCACUGGGGCCCAGAUCAAUGAGGCAGCCUGUGACCUGGCGAGGGAGGUAGCCAAUGAGGGUGAUGCGUUGGUCGCUGGGGGCGUGUCCCAGACUCCCUGUUAUGUGAAGAGUCACAAUCAAACUGAGGUCAAGGCCAUCUUUAAGAAACAGAUGGAUGACUUCCUCAAGAAGGACAUUGAUUUCUUCAUUGCAGAGUUCUUUGAUCACGUGGAGGAGGCAGUGUGGGCAGUGGAGGUGCUAAAGACCAGCGGUAAAGCAGUGGGUGCAACACUGUGCAUCUCCCCUCAAGGAGACAUGCAGGGAGUCCCACCUGGAGAGUGUGCUGUCAGGCUGGUCAAAGCUGGAGCUGACAUUGUUGGAAUAAAUUGCCACCUGGACCCUCUGACGUGCAUUCGUACAGUGAAUUUGAUGAAAGAGGGAUUAGAGAGAGCUGGUCUCAAAGCACAUCUCAUGAUCCAGCCGCUGGGCUUUCACACACCUGAGUGCAACCACACUGGAUACGUCUCUCUACCUGAGUUCCCCUUUGCACUGGAGACCAGAGCAAUGACCCGCUGGGACAUCCAUAAAUAUGCCAGAGAGGCUUACAAUGCUGGAAUUCGUUACAUUGGUGGCUGCUGUGGAUUUGAGCCCUACCAUAUCAGAGCUAUAGCAGAAGAGGUGGCUGCAGAGAGAGGAUUCCUCCCACCAGCUUCAGAGAAGCACAGACUGUGGGGAGCUGCUCUGGAGAUGCACACUAAACCCUGGGUCAGAGCCAGGUCUCGUCGAGAGUACUGGGAAAACCUGUUGCCUGCUUCUGGACGUCCCAAAUGUCCCUCCAUGGCCACACCAGCUAAUUAAUAGGAGGGAGGAUAUCAUUAGCUGAAAUCAAACACAAUCACCUGUCUCUACUGUACAAUAUUCUGUAUAGCAACAGUACAACUAUGUCUUAUUCCUUACACAUCUAAUCAGAUGACAUCAAUACUGUAAUAGCAAAUAUACAUAAAACAAAGCUGGUAGUUUUAAUUAUCACUGCAUUUAUUAGUUGUAAAACAUCCUCACAGGCUCGUUAUAUUUCUUGUCAGAAUGCUGAAAUUUGCUGCUUUUUAUGUUUUCAUUAAAAAAUAUACAUUUUGUCCACUGUUUUUUCAAAUGUAAUGCUUUAUUUUUGUUAUUCCGGGAAAUUUUGAGCGUAAGUGAUAGCAUGGGGCAAAGUCUUCCUCUAUCACCCUGUCCCACACACGGCUCUUUUCAUGUUACUCAUUAUCAGCAUGGGAUUUAUACAUAACGCUGUAUCAGGGUCAGGUCAGGGUAACUCAGGACACAAAUAGCUGUCUACUGUAUCAGGGUAAAUGUUAGGUGAAGUAAGGACAGUUACCUAACCUUUACCUUGACUCAGCCAUAGUGAGGUAAUAAAAGUUUAUAUAAAGGCUAUGAAUAUGUAAAUAUGUAUAUAUGUUGCUACAGCACAUUUUAGAAAUUUUACAAAUUCAGUGACGGAGCAGGAGAAGCUGGAAUGUCUGCAAUCAAAGACCUUUUGCACAAUAUUAGAAGAUUAUUUGACAAUUUUAUCCUGAUUGUAGAGAUCACUUGUGUUGAAGGUUGUGCCACUUUGCAAAGAUGAUAGGUUCCACUGAGAUUUGAACUCAGAUCGCUGGAUUCAGAGUCCAGAGUGCUAACCAUUACACCAUGGAACCACACAUACCUUCCAAGUAGCUAAAAUUGAACACACAACUUCAGGUCCUAAGUCUCAAACUUUGAGUUUCAAGGCUGAAACAACUCAUAAUGUCCCCUUCACCAAACGUAAUGCCAUUUUAACAUCAGACUUAUAAUACAUUACAUUUACAAAAAUCAUAAAUGCUUUUUAAAAUUUCUAUUUAUUUGUGUAUUUGUUGGAAGUUGUUGCAGCUCCAUCUGUGAUUUUAGACCUUAAUGUUUUGCAUACUUCACGUUUGGUUUUUCUACACAACCAAAAUUGUUUUUGGUGUCUUGUUUUCUAACUGGCGCUCCGUAAUGUAACGUUGGUUCUUCAUGGUUCUUGCCUGAUACUUGGUUGGAUUGGUUCAAACAAAGUGGAUCUGGGGGAUUAAGUGUCGAGUUGCUGGGAAUGAAAAGUGUCAUCAUUAGCUGAUUCGGGAGAUGAAGGGACCUGAACUUACUUGUGGCACACUUUUUAAAUAACAUACUUUUUCAUCUUUGGGCUUGGAGAAAGUCUCAAGCUCUUUCAAGUCGAGGGGCUCCAGUCCAAGUGAAGUCACAAGUCAUUGGUGUUAUAGUUCAAGUUGAGUUGCAAGUCUCUCUGAUUUUGUCGAGUCUAGUCUAAAGUCAUCAAAUUUGUGACUCCAGUCUCCUCUAAACUCAGCCAGCCCUUUUCCUCUGUGAUCCCGAUGAACAAUACAAAGUAUGGCUGAGUUAGAAGUUUGAUGCAAGUUUUCUGUUAAAUUUUAACAACAAUUUGAGCAUCCGUCUUACUCAUACCAUUUCAUACCAAAUCUUUUCUUAAAAUGUUUAACUGCACUAGACAGCAUACAAAACCCCCACUCCCAAAAAGGAAAAAAACUACAAAGAUGUAGCCCACUACAAACCAGUGAUUAAAUUUGCUGUCAUUUGAUCAACUUAUGCAUUUGGAUGAUGUGGAGUUUAUAUAUAAAAAGUAUUUUAAAAUGUUUUUGUCUUAUUUACUGUUGUUUUAAAUCUUGUCAUCACCAAGAAAGGGAGAACAGUGUCAAGCAUACUCCUGCAGAGUUGCUUUGCUUCAUGCAUGUAAAAUUCAAGUACAUAAAU
Messenger RNA from Epinephelus fuscoguttatus (brown-marbled grouper), 3208 nucleotides. RefSeq names its product betaine--homocysteine S-methyltransferase 1-like. Gene Ontology annotation, molecular function: zinc ion binding; betaine-homocysteine S-methyltransferase activity. NCBI's taxonomy places the organism in Eukaryota, Metazoa, Chordata, Actinopteri, Perciformes, Serranidae. The coding region runs from base 188 to 1285 and encodes 365 amino acids. The transcript is spliced from 8 exons. The record is from RefSeq and is a predicted model, not a curated record.